Trichomonas vaginalis G3 is the source of this 291-nucleotide messenger RNA. RefSeq names its product protein of unknown function, DUF4108 family. The transcript has a single exon. NCBI's taxonomy places the organism in Eukaryota, Parabasalia, Trichomonadida, Trichomonadidae. The annotation marks the transcript as partial. The record is from RefSeq and is a predicted model, not a curated record.
CCAGUUAAGUUUGCUAUUGUGACUAAAAAUGGUGCGAAAUUUGAAGACUUAGACAUAGAAGGUUUGUUAGCAGUCAAAGAAAGUUUUGACAGAAGGUUCUCAAACCUUAAAGAAGGCAAAGCAUACAAACUUGUUAUACCUUAUGAACCAAAGAAAGCAGACGACUAUGAAUAUUAUGAGUCUAAGAUAGUUGAAGUUCAAGGUAAAUUGGGUAAAAAGAUUUUAGAGUCUAAGCCAGUGUUUGCUCCUAAAGAGGAAGAGAACAUUGACAUUGACCCAGAAAUGUUCUAA